AUGUCAUUGUUAGCUGAAGCCGCCGGUGCCCAGAAAAAAUCAAAAGCAUCGGAAGAACAAGAACAAGAGAAGCAAGAAGGGCUAAUCCCCUCUCUUUCCAACGAUGUCGCAUUGGGUUGCUUAGCACGCGUGCCACAAUUCUACCACUCUAAUCUGUCCCAAGUUUCCAAAACUAUUCGCUCCCUCCUCUCGUCUCCGCUCUUCUAUGACGCCCACACUACCUUCUAUGAUAAGCAAACCAUGCUAUACUUCUCUGUCAACUACCCUGAUUCCAACCACGUCCAAUGGUUCAUGGUCAAUCCUGACGACCUCGACCCUGUCCUCCGGCUUCCACUUAUUCCUUCACCCACGUUCCGACAGUCCACCAUGCGCGCAAAGAGAGGAUUAAUUGCAUAUCCGACGUUAUGGAUUAAGAGUUAA
Arachis duranensis is the source of this 420-nucleotide messenger RNA. RefSeq names its product F-box/kelch-repeat protein SKIP6-like. The transcript has a single exon. The coding region runs from base 1 to 420 and encodes 139 amino acids. The record is from RefSeq and is a predicted model, not a curated record. NCBI's taxonomy places the organism in Eukaryota, Viridiplantae, Streptophyta, Magnoliopsida, Fabales, Fabaceae. Gene Ontology annotation, molecular function: protein binding.